Messenger RNA from Arabis nemorensis, 2079 nucleotides. Lineage: Eukaryota; Viridiplantae; Streptophyta; Magnoliopsida; Brassicales; Brassicaceae. The record is from the annotation of a GenBank genome assembly.
AUGGCUGCAAGAAGAGCAAGAGGACAUGACAGCAAACCGGUUACCGCCAUAGCCAUUGACAAAGAUAAGAACAGCCAACAUGCUUUGAAAUGGGCUAUUGAGAAUAUCGUUGUCGAUUCUCCAAACUGUAUCCUUCUCCAUGUUCAAACCAAAUUGAGAAUUGGUGCAGGAGAGAACACAGAUCAAGCACCACAUGACAACCAAGAAGAGGCCCAUCAGUUUUUCCUUCCUUUCAGAGGAUUCUGUGCUCGAAAAGGGAUUAUAGCAACGGAGGUUCUUCUUCACGAUAUCGACAUCUCAAGUGCAAUUGUUGACUACAUCACCAACAACUCCAUUGCAAAUAUAGUCCUUGGAGCCUCUGCGCGAAACUCCUUCCUCAAGAAGUUUAAGAGCGUAGAUGUGCCAACGACUCUACUUAAAACUACUCCAGAUACAUGUGCUGUUUUUAUUGUGUCUAAAGGGAAGCUCUUAACAAGUAGAUCAGCAAGUCGGCCUAAUACACCUCAACUACACUCUCCUCACCUUACUAAACAGGCCGCGUUCUCUAUGGUAUCUGAUCCUGGCCCGACAAGCUCCAAUUCGAGUGACUCAGGAAGAUCAUCACCUGCAUUAAACGGAGAUUUCUCUCCACCUACACCUCAUUACAAGCCACCUUUCAAUAGGAGUUCUCUAUCAGAGCUUAGCACUGAAUUCUAUCCCAGCAGUCACAGUGCUGACUCAAAUGCGAGUUUCUACAGCAUCCUAGGACGAUCCACCUAUGGAGGAAGCUCACAGUCUUCCACGACCUUGGUUAAUGGAGAGGAUAGCUUUUCUGGGGGAAAUAUCACUGAUCAACAGAAUCAUAAUCUUGAAGCAGAGGUGAGAAGAUUGAGACUUGAAUUGCAGCAGUUUAAUGCUUCCAUUGGCCGAGAAAGUGCCCCUCAUCUUCAAGGACCUACAGCUAUCGCCGGAACUGAAAAGUUGGAGGAAGCAAAGGUAGCAAGAGAGAUGCUUAGGGCAUUGUCUGAGAUGGAUAAGCAAAAGACACAGACUGCGUCCCAAGCAGAUGAAAUGGCACAUCGCCUUACGGAAAUGGAGAAGCAGAAGAGAAGACUCGUGGAGAUGCAGGCCAGGUUCAACGAACAGGAGAUGGACAAUAACGUAUCCUACAGACGAUACAGCAUCCAAGAUGUCGAAGGUGCAACCGAUGGUUUUUCAGAUGAUCUAAAGAUUGGGGAAGGAGGGUAUGGACCUGUGUAUCAAGCCGUUCUUGAUAACACUUCUGUUGCCAUCAAAAUCUUGAAGUCAGAUGUCUCACAAGGCCUGAAGCAGUUCCAACAAGAGAUCGAGGUUCUAAGUUGCAUGAGACACCCAAACAUGGUGAUCCUCCUCGGUGCUUGUCCCGAGUAUGGUUGCCUUGUGUAUGAAUACAUGGAAAAUGGAACACUAGAAGAUCGUCUCUUCUGCAAAGACAAUACUCCACCAUUAUCUUGGAGAGCACGGUUCAGAAUCGCUGCUGAGAUUGCCACAGGACUUCUUUUCCUUCACCAGGCCAAACCCGAGCCACUAGUACAUCGAGAUCUGAAGCCAGCAAACAUUCUGCUAGACAGGCAUUUAAAUAGCAAAAUCAGUGAUGUUGGUUUAGCUCGGUUGGUACCUCCCGCCAUUGCUGAUAGCUUCACUCAUUAUCACAUGACUGCUGCUGCCGGUACAUUUUGUUACAUUGACCCUGAGUACCAGCAAACGGGAAUGCUUGGAGUGAAGUCUGACUUGUAUUCAUUUGGUGUGGUGCUUCUGCAAAUCAUCACAGCGAUGCCAGCAAUGGGUUUAAGCCAUAGAGUAGAGAAAGCAAUUGAGAAAAAUAGACUCAGAGAAGUCCUGGAUCAAAAAAUAUCAGACUGGCCUGAAAAAGAGACUCUGGUGCUAGCUCAAUUGGCUUUGCAGUGCUGCGAGCUGCGUAAAAAGGACAGACCUGAUCUUGCCACCGUUCUGUUGCCUGCACUGAGCGAGCUAAGACAGAUUGCAACAGAAGAUCAAGAAGUACAUAACUCCGAUAUAACGACUUCUGUGUCAAGUGCUCACGAGUCAGUUCCUCUCUGA